AUGGAUUUUAACUCUUAAUGGCUUACCAAAGAACCUGAAAUUGUGCCUUUCAAGUCAAAGAUUAUGAAAAUCGCAUUGACCUAUUCUUCAAUUUUAGCAAUAGAUUGUAAGAUUUCAAAGAUAUUAAUUUGGCAUUUAGAGGAGUAAACUUUAUGGAGUUGGGGUCAAGAUCCAAUGAGAAAAGGGGUGCUCGGCUUUGGAGAGUAUCAACUUAAUAUUUAAAAUCCUUAGAUCCUUUUACAACAUUAAACAGACAUUUAAACAACACUUUACUCUUGCAACUCUAUUUAAGAUGAUAAAAAUGUCUCAUUCGUUUGGGGAACAAAUUAAUUUCAAACUAUUUCAACCUUUGAUGAGACUAUCUUUGAGCCUGUUGAAUUAAAGAAUUCCUAGGAAAAAUUGAUUCUCUUUGAUAAUUUAAUAUGCCUUAUAAGCCCCGAUGGUGAACUCAAACUGAAAGGACAUUUCAGGAAAUAGCACAACUUACAUCGAUCAUUUUCUGAAAAAUCAAUAGUCAAAUAAAGUGUUUACCUGUCUAAUGAUAGUUUCAGAAGCCAAAUAUAAGAUGCUGUGGACAUUAACUUAAAAAUAGAUUAGGAUAUUAUUAAUGUGCAUUAUUCAUCAUCUAUGGCUUUAAUUUAAACGAAAAAUUCCCAGUUAUUCUACUUACUUAAUGAAAAAUUUGAUCUUUAUGAAAUAGAUAUACCAUUCUAAUAUGAGAUACUGGAUAUUCAAUACACUUACUUAACAAUAUGGAUUUUAAUUCAAGGAAAAUUCGAUUAGCAAAAGUACCUUAUUGAGACAUUUUAGAAAAAGCUUCAGUUCAUCAAGGUAGGAGAGGAUUUCAAUUAAGGUAUCCAAAACUAUUCUAAUACAAAAAAUAUGAAUGGAUAAGUCUCGUUUAUUUUUGAGGAAGUAGUUGACAUUGAAAAGAUAAACAAGGAGUAUGAAGAUUUGAAAAAGAAAAUAAAUAAAAAGCUAGGCAAUGAAAAUCAAAAUCAGAGCUAGAAUAUCUUAUAGGUCCAUAACACAUCUUAAUAUUCAGUUGAUUAAUAGUCUGAUAGAUGCUAAUUGGAAUUAAACUUUGAUUAUGAUACCAAGAAGAUUGGAGAUAUGGUUGAAUUAGAUAUAGAAAUGAAGCAUCUUAGAAAUAUAGCUCCAAUGCAGUUCAAAUGGAAUUAAGAGGAUCUUUCGUAGGUAAAAUCAUUGUCCUCGUUAAGAGGCUCCAGACUCGCAUUGUAGGAUAUAACAGCAAAAACCAAUAAUUGCUAAUAGCUUUUAUCUGAGAGAGAUAUUUUUACUAAUCCAUUUAAAGGCUCUUAAUGUAGUUAUGUAAAUUAUCAAACGAUAGAGAAAUCUUUAACUCCUAAAACACCCAAGAAAUAAGUCAAUUAUAAAGAUGAAAAUAUCUAGGUGAAGGAAUAUAUGAUAGAUCCUAAGCUUAUAAAAAUUACGAGCAUCUUAGAAAAAAAUAGUAAAAAAGAAAUUUUCUAGCUUUACAAAGAGUAUAAGAAAUUUGAAUUAUUGUAAAAGCAUUUAAGAUAUUUGUGGAUGAAUAGAGGGUAAUUUAAGCGCUAGAAAAACUUGAUAAUUUCCACAAUUAUCAAAUAAAAACAGCAUUCUUUGAAUCUAUCAAAGAUUUGUCUAAUUAAAGUAUAGCAAAGUGAAGGUCUAGGCUAUACAGGUCUAAUUUGA
Stylonychia lemnae is the source of this 1695-nucleotide messenger RNA. NCBI's taxonomy places the organism in Eukaryota, Ciliophora, Spirotrichea, Sporadotrichida, Oxytrichidae. The record is from the annotation of a GenBank genome assembly.